Molecule: messenger RNA, 1401 nt
Organism: Syngnathus typhle (broad-nosed pipefish)
Lineage: Eukaryota; Metazoa; Chordata; Actinopteri; Syngnathiformes; Syngnathidae
Product: H-2 class I histocompatibility antigen, alpha chain-like
Exons: 8
Coding region: 103-1170 (355 amino acids)
Biological process (GO): immune response
Cellular component (GO): external side of plasma membrane
Source: RefSeq, a predicted model, not a curated record
GUCUGCUGUUUUCUGUACUUCCUCGUCCGCCAGUCGGACGAGUCACUCGUCGCAACUUUGACCAAAUACCCCUUUUGACUAAAAUCGCAAAAAGACAACUUGAUGCUUGGAAUGAAUUUACUUGUAUUCUUUGUUGCGGCCGUGCAAAUUUACAGCGUGGCACCUGUCAUUCACACGCUCAAUUAUUUCGACACCACCUCUCAAGUUGCAAAGCUACCAGAGCACUUGGCGGUGGCGUAUGUUGACGGCGUUCAGAUUCAGCAGUUUGACAGCAACCACAGGGAAACGAAAGUGAAACAUGACUGGGUGAACAAAAUCACAGAAGAUGAUCCGCACUUCUGGGAGAUAGAGACAGCGAUCAAUAUUCAGAAUGAGCAGAUCAUGAAACGCAACAUUGAAAUCGCUAAAAAGCGCUUCAACCAAACUGGAGGUGUUCACAUGCUUCAGCGCAUAAACGGCUGUGAAUGGGACGAUGAGACUGGGGAGGUUAAUGGUUGGGUGCACUACCGUUACGAUGGAGAAGACUUCCUAUCAUUUGAGGCAAAUACGAUGACAUGGAUCGCAGCACAUCCACAAGCUUUCAUCAGCAAAUUAAAGUGGGACCAAAUCGAGGGGUACAAUGAAGCCCAAAAGAAUUACUACACUGAGGAGUGUCCUUCUGAUUUGAAGAAGCAUGUGAGCAACGGGAGGGACUUCCUGACGAGAACCGAGCUUCCCAAGGUGUCUCUCCUGCAGAAGACGCCUUCCUCUCCGGUCACCUGCCACGCCACGGGUUUCUACCCCAUUACAUCGUCCCUCUUUUGGAGGAAGAACGGCGAGGAGAUCCACGAGGACGUGGAGAUGGGGGAGACCCUCCCCAACCACGACGGAACCUUCCAGACCUCGGUCGACCUGAAAGUGGAGGUGACGCCCGCCGCCGAGCGGGAGUACGAAUGCGUGUUCCAGCUGGCCGGCGUCUCGGAAGACAUCGUCAUCAAGCUGGACGCCGGAAGCAUCCUGACCAACCAGGAAGAGCAAGACUGGAAGAAGGCAGUGGCCAUCCCGUUGGUGGUCCUCGCUCUGGUGGCGGUGGUGGUGGUGGUGAUGUUCAUUGCCAAGCGUCUCAAAAGCAAACAAGCCAAAUACUCUCAAGCUUCUGUUUCCACCGAUUCUGAGACUGUUUCCGGGUGAGAGGCAGCAGCGGUCACCUGGUGUCGGAAUUCUUUCAGAGGACUUUCUCAUCACAACACAGAUGUUUUUUUCUUUUUCAAAUCAACGAUAAUUAUGUUUCUGUUAAAUCAAGUUUUUGGGUGGUUUUGACGACGAUAGCGACAGGCUUCAUUGUUGUUUGAUCGUAUUUCCUAUUUUGAAAUGCCGUUUGAUCCCAGGUCUUCAUCUAAUAAACUAACACGUUUCUCAGAA